UACGAGUUAAUAGCGAUAAUUUAUUUGAUAUUAUAAUGACAUGUACUGAUUUACAUCUUUCAAUAAAUGACGAAUUACCAAAAUUUAUUUGUACAAAUUGCCAAAGAAUGUUAAUAUCGAUAAUAAAAUUUAAAAAUAUGUGUUUAAUGUCGGACACAAUUUUACGAAAUUAUAAAGAAAAUGAAAAUCAAACAAUUAUCGAUUAUAUAGAACAAUCACAAGGACAAUUAGAAAAUAUUUACCAAUACAUUCAAUUUUCUGAUGAUAUCUGUUCUAUGAAAAAUGAAAUAUCCGAAAUAAAUGUUAAAGAAGAGGUUAUUAGUGAUGACGAAUCAAAGUUUUCAGUUUAUUCACCAUCGACUUCACCAUUACACUUUCUCGAGGAAACUCCACCAAAAACCAAAAAAAAGGCACGAAAGAAAAAAGGAUUAGAUAUUGAUUAUAAUUUAGAGCAUGCUCUAAAAGUAGAAUUAGAAACAAAUUCAGAGACUGAAGAAAAAGAUCGAAAGAAAACUGCACGAAAAAGGCAUACAAAUAAGGAAAAUGAGGAAAAGAAAAAACAGAAGAAAGAAUUACGAAUAUGUUAUAUAUGUGGUAAAAUGACAUUACAAUUAACGGAACAUUUAAUAACGCAUCGUGAUGAACGCGACUGGAAAUGUGAUAAAUGUGAAAAAAUGUUCUCAAAUCGUGCAGCUUUGCGUAAACACCAGGCUGUACAUAAUCCAUGUAAUGUGCAUUGUGAGAAAUGUGGAAGAAUAUUUCCUCGUAAGCAUUCGCUAGCCCGACAUAUACGCACAGUACAUUAUCCAACGAAAUCAUUUGAGUGUUCGGUAUGCUCAAAGCGAUGUGAGAAUGCGUACAAUUUAAAGGUACAUCAAAUGAUACAUAGCGGCGAAAAACGGUAUAAAUGUAAAAAUUGUCCAGAGCAAUUCACAUGUAAAAUAAAAUAUCGUGAACAUGCUAUUGAUGCACACAAAAUGAAUCCUUCAAAGUUAUUUCAAUGUGAUAAGUGUCAUUUAACAUUUGUGUAUAAUUUUCAAUUGUUGGCACAUCAGAAAAAAACUGACCAUAAACCACAAGUAUCGAGCGAACUUGGUAACAGCAGUCCAAAUGAAACAUUUCAAUGUACAGAUUUUGAUGAGAAAGUUUCAUAAAUAAAUGGACGAUAUAUUUAUAAUAA
Messenger RNA from Chrysoperla carnea, 1180 nucleotides. RefSeq names its product zinc finger protein 184-like. The record is from RefSeq and is a predicted model, not a curated record. Gene Ontology annotation, cellular component: nucleus. Gene Ontology annotation, molecular function: zinc ion binding. Lineage: Eukaryota; Metazoa; Arthropoda; Insecta; Neuroptera; Chrysopidae. Bases 36 to 1154 code for a protein of 372 amino acids. The transcript has 3 exons.